GUGAAUGAGGCAGCCUUCCACAAGCUCAAGGGGCGGAGCGCCGUCCAAGAGCGUGAUGCAGAGGCGCAGGCACUUCUCGCCGUCCGCCGGCUGCAGGAGUGGCCGGAAGGACGGGUCGGUGUCAAGCACCCUCGCGUCGGGGUCUGAUGCGACAAGCGGCGCCUGGGCGCGCGGCGCCGGGGUUAGGGCUGCGGCUGCGGCUGCGACUGCGCCUGCUCUUGAUGUGGUUGGGGCUGCGGCUGCGCCUGCGCUCGGAGUCACUGCGGCCACGGCUGCGCUCGCGGAGCUCCUGUUCAAGGGUGCGGCCUCGUGCCUGCUGCAGAUGCUUGGGAGGGUCCCAAGUGACGCGUUCCCGUGAGACGGUUCGUGAGCCAGAGGGACGGUCGUGAGACGACGUAGCUGGAGCAGCUUCUCGGUCCUCUCUGCCCACUGCGAAGAAAGUCAAAAGGUGUGGCGUAGGAAGCUGGUUAAUAUGCAGCAGCUCUGAAACAAACAGGCGUGAUGGCCUAUCACGAUGCUUGCUCCGUAACGUGCAGCAAUUCGCCCGCAACUCUCGUCACCCAAGCAGAACUGAAGAAUGUCUCGCAACACCUAAGCAAUAGAACCGGUGUGCAAUGACGUCUGGGAGGCUGGAAGUAGCUUGCUGUAGCGCAACCCCGUCGGGCCGGUGAAGCUAAUCCUUGAACGCUAGCGCGGAGCCUGAGAGGCCCCGGCUAAUGGCUUGGUAAUCUCCAGGUAGAGUACCCGAAUGCUUACUUGUGCUUGCGCGCGGUGUGACCGCCAAGAAACCAAAAUGAGAGCAGGAUGCGGGCGCGCGGCGCCUCGCGGUCUUGUCUUGAACUGAGUGCUACGUGGCUUACUGCUCUCUUAAGCGCGUAGACUACUGUGCGUAUCAAGGGUGCUCGGUUCUUGUCUCCUCAAAGUUACAGAGGCGGCUCUGUCUGUGCACUUCGUGCUAUCCACGAGU
This is a messenger RNA of Chlamydomonas reinhardtii, 967 nucleotides long. RefSeq lists its product as uncharacterized. The record is from RefSeq and is a predicted model, not a curated record. Bases 56 to 358 code for a protein of 100 amino acids. Lineage: Eukaryota; Viridiplantae; Chlorophyta; Chlorophyceae; Chlamydomonadales; Chlamydomonadaceae. The transcript is spliced from 2 exons.